This is a messenger RNA of Ogataea haglerorum, 894 nucleotides long. RefSeq lists its product as uncharacterized. Bases 1 to 894 code for a protein of 297 amino acids. The record is from RefSeq and is a predicted model, not a curated record. Gene Ontology annotation, cellular component: Mis6-Sim4 complex; kinetochore. The transcript has a single exon. NCBI's taxonomy places the organism in Eukaryota, Fungi, Ascomycota, Pichiomycetes, Pichiales, Pichiaceae.
AUGUCUACUGUAGAGGAUCUUCUUGCGCGGAAAGAAGAAUUGGUGCGCGAAAUUGCAGAUCUGAAGCAGACAGAAAAGAAACUGGACGAUGAAAUAGCGGCUCUAGAUGAGGAAGUGGAGGACGAUGUGACGAAAAUUGACGAAGAACUGGCACACCACCAAUAUUUUGAUGAGCUAAUACAAAACUUGAUGACCGAAGGAAUACGACAAGUUGAGAUAGAUAAGCAUCGCAGGAAUGAUGCUAAACGCCAAAAACGUGAAAAUGCGAUGAAACGUAGCAAUGACGAAUAUGAAGAAUUACGCGAAAGACUGGCUCCUGCAAUUUGUUUGGAGAACGCGUAUCGGUUAGGUGGACUCACUGCUUUUCCGGUCAAUGAUCCACAAGCAGGCGACUCUGACCGCUUCUUGGGGAUACGGUUCGAUAUAUUUGACCCAUAUUCCUUCAAAUACACAACCCCCCACUAUGUGAUCUUGCGCAAAAAUCCAAAAAAUGACCUCUGGGAGAUCUUCAAGACGACCGUCCCCAAGUAUGUUCCACUUAAUACCAUUGCUUACGAGCAUUUGAAUGACGAUAUGAUUCGAUUCGCAGGCCAUGUGCGCCGCUACCUUGUACAACUACAGCUCAAAAAGGCUAUUUUCCUCAAAUUGCAAGAAAAACUUGAGUCUCCAUCAGGUUUAGAUCACGAUCUAGAUUUCACCAAGAUAAGCGUCAACGUCAAGGAUAAAUUAGAGAUAGUUCUGAUCUGCGACUUGUACCGGGUCACCAAAGCGAUGGUCACCUACGUUGAUCCCGAAGUAAGCAGCGCGUCCAAGCAGAUUGAGCUUCUAUUGUCUGGAUUAUCUUUUAAUGAUCUUGAUGAGAAGUUUCUUGAGGUGAUUGCAAGCGUGGUAUGA